UGCUGGAUUUCAAACGUUACCUGGCAACACUAGCACUAACAACUGAUUAAAGUCGGGUGUCGCUAUAACUUUUUGAAACAAACGGCAAGAGGCGCGACGACGGACCGAAAAUUCAAUUGAAUUCUGUGUGAAAAGACGCGCCAUCCAAACGACAACCGCUGGCAUUUGAAUAAAGCCAACCGACUGAGGGAAUACAAGCCAUAUCAGGAAUCCCAAAGAUGUGCGACGAAGCCGCCACCGAAACUCUGGAGCAUCCAGAUCAUCAUGUCCACUUCGAUGCCGCCACGUUGAAGGACGACUUCGAGUCGGACAGCUGUGUGACAUAUCAGAGGUCGGGCGACACGAUCGUGGUGAGCCUGGGCUUCCUCCAAAUCAAUCACCGCUACCUGAUCGACCUCAAGCUGCCCACGUCCCUGUUCGGCGACGCCAAGGCCCUUGCCAGCAAGUUCGAGCCGGUGGUCAGUGCCACGCCCAAUCUGCACUGCCGGAUCACCGAGUUCGCCGGCACCAAGCACGACGAGCACGACUUCUUCGAGAUGAAGAUCGAGUUCUUUGCCUACAAGGAGAAGCUGCUGCGCGAGGUGCUGCACAUUGUCAGCUCCAGCAAUGCCAAGGAGCUGCUGCAGCUAGUGAUCGCCGCCAGGGUGUUGGGCAAGGGCAAGGGCACGCCCAUGCUGCGCACUGGGAUUCACUGCAUCGGCGUGGAGAGGGACGAGGACGAGUCAGAGGCUUCGGACUUUGCAGGAUUCGACAGCGGCAAGCCCUAAAGAGGAGUCACACGCCCUGCCGCGAUUUGUUUUCCUAGUUAAUUGCAGAUAUUUACAUAGUUUUUAAGUAAGAAAGAUGGCAGGCGAGGAGAACAAUUUGUAAAAGUUAGUUAUUAUCUAACAAUAGCAACCAAUUGUGUAUGUAAAACUCAUCGAGCAUUUACGCUUAGGUUCCGGUUUCAGUUUCGGUUUCGGUUUCUCGGAUUCACUUUCAGUUUCUGUUUGUUCUGUUUUGUACUUAACAAUUGUCAAGCAUGCGGGCAAGUUGCCAGGAAUUCCCCCCCGAUUUGUAAUGUUUACUAAUUGGCCAAGAACUUGACGUUUGUAAACAAAUUUCAUGAACAUUUCGUGCCUCAAUUACCUGAUUUUCGGAUUAAUUUGCAUUUUCAUUAUAGAUUUGUGUUUUAUUUUUAUUUAUUUAUGACAUAAAGAGUCAUUUUAUGUUUACUUUGUAAACUGCACUGUACAUACAUUGUAUCCUUCGUCCUUAAUUUACAACUUAUCCAAAUUGUAACCACAGAGACCAAGCUGCGGCCCAUUUAUUAGUGAAAUGAAGAGAUCCUGGCAAGUCUAAUGCCCGAAAAAAUGCAAAACCAGACGCAAUUUAAUAAUAAACAAUUCAAGGUGCUAACCGAUGCAUUAUCUAAACGGA
This is a messenger RNA of Drosophila ananassae, 1419 nucleotides long. RefSeq names its product UPF0687 protein C20orf27 homolog. The record is from RefSeq and is a predicted model, not a curated record. Lineage: Eukaryota; Metazoa; Arthropoda; Insecta; Diptera; Drosophilidae. The transcript has 2 exons. Bases 219 to 767 code for a protein of 182 amino acids.